GUAGUGCUUUUGUUGAUAUAUUUUUAAGAGGGAGGGGAGAGGGCACUAAUUCCAAAAUUCAAGGUUGAAGGGGGCACUUCUUGGGGAGGAGGCACUUAUUUCAAGGAGACGCUUAUUCGAAUCAUUACAGUAUUUGACUUUUACCUGGGCAGUUUAGGUUUGAGUUUCGUCAUCAAAGAUUGUAUGAAAUUAUAAGGUAUUUAGAUGCAGGGGUUAAUCCUAUAAUAAAUUGCAUGUUAUCAUUGAUGUCUAUCUUUUGUAAGUCCUGCUGGGAAGAGAAGGAGAGCAAAUGAGCCAAGCAAGUCACAGGAUUCGAGCCCACCCCAAAGCGUUUUUAGCAGCCCGAAGCCAUCAUCUAUUAUCAGCACCCCAACAACACCCUACUCCCCUGCCGUCAUGUCAGAUGGAGUUCCUUCAAGCCGUUGGGGGCAUGCUGUUUGCUCUAUUAAUGAAAAUGAAGCUUUGGUUGUUGGCGGCCAGGGCCCCAAGUUUCAGAUGGUCAAGGAUUCUCUGUGGCUAUUAUCAUCUUCUGCAGCUGGCGAAUUUGAAUGGAGUCAGCCUAGGUGCCAAGAGAGUACACAUGCAGACCGACGGAUGGGACAUAGUGUCUGUUAUGACUCUGAAACCAAGACAUUAUAUGUCUAUGGUGGUUCCAAAAAUAAGAGAUGGUUCAGUGAUGUACACAAGCUGGAUACCACUUCUUGGACUUGGUCGCUAGUGCAGACAGUUGGCAAGGCACCCACUCGUUCAUACCAUAGCUGCACACUGUAUCGCGGAGAGAUGUGGGUGAUAGGAGGCGUGUACCCAAAUCCUGACCCCCAGCCAGAUGGGUGCAGUAAUGAUGUCCAUGUCCUGAACCUGGGCUCAAAGAACUGGUACAUGCCGAUCACCAGUGGGGAUAAGCCAACUCCACGCUCAGGGCACUCUUCGUGUCUAAUGGACACCAAGCUUGUGAUUUUUGGUGGAUGGGAUGCUCCUACUUGCUACAAUGACAUGUUCCUACUGGAUAUGACUUUUAUAGAAUUCAGUAAACCUCCAGUGACAGGCACUACACCAUCACCUCGUAGCUGGCAUGCUUCAGUGCAAUUACCAGGAAACAAAAUGCUUAUCAGUGGAGGCUUCAAUGGCAUUCAUACAACAAAUGACACGUUUAUAUUUGAAUUAGAUUCUUUGACUUGGAGUGAGAUUUCAUCUCUAAACUUUAGUGCCAGGGCAGGACAUGCUGCUUUCCACUUGGCCAGGAAGAACACAGGUGACCAGGGCCAGGAAAUUUUGGUGUUUGGUGGUGGUGAUAACAAAGAGGGUUUUUUUAAUGAUCUUGUAAUUCUGCCAGUGCAAGUUUAGGCUAAAGUAUGGAAAUAUAGCUUAGUAUUUUAAUGAUGAUUGGAAAGUGUGGUGAAGAAAUGAAAAAGUUCAUAUAUCUUUUUUGUGUUGUGUUGUCUGAAUAUACUAAGAAGUUAAAAUUGUACAGCAUAGGUCAAGGAUGGUGUGAGGAUAUAUUUAUUCUGGAAGUAUUCAAAUACCUGUUAAACCAUAAUAAUUUGGAUUGUUGUUUACAUGUUAAAGAAAAUUUAUAUAGGUUGUGUUAGAUGUGUUUAUUUGAAAAUGGGGCAUCUAUGACUGAGAUUUUUUAGAUACCUUAUGUGUCACCAUCAAACACUGUUGAUUUUGAUAGAAUAUAUUAGUGAUGUUGCUAAAGACUAAAAUAAAAAUGGUUGAGAAAUAAAUGGGACAUUUGA
This is a messenger RNA of Nematostella vectensis (starlet sea anemone), 1739 nucleotides long. RefSeq names its product actin-fragmin kinase. The record is from RefSeq and is a predicted model, not a curated record. NCBI's taxonomy places the organism in Eukaryota, Metazoa, Cnidaria, Anthozoa, Actiniaria, Edwardsiidae. Bases 397 to 1344 code for a protein of 315 amino acids. The transcript has 7 exons. Gene Ontology annotation, molecular function: protein binding.